Grammomys surdaster is the source of this 3756-nucleotide messenger RNA. RefSeq names its product F-box protein 21 (gene Fbxo21). The transcript is spliced from 12 exons. Gene Ontology annotation, molecular function: protein binding; DNA binding. NCBI's taxonomy places the organism in Eukaryota, Metazoa, Chordata, Mammalia, Rodentia, Muridae. The record is from RefSeq and is a predicted model, not a curated record. The coding region runs from base 37 to 1899 and encodes 620 amino acids.
GCGCCCGCGCAGCGGCCCCUCAGGUACGCGGACAAGAUGGCGGCGGCAGCGGGGGACAGCGCUAUGGAGGUGGUGCCGGCGCUGGCUGAGGAGGCCGCGGCCGAGGCGACGGGCCCCAGCUGCCUGGUGCAGUUGCCGGGCGAGGUGCUGGAGUACAUCCUGUGCAGCGGCUCGCUCACGGCGCUCGACAUCGGCCGCGUGUCCAGCACCUGCCGUCGGCUGCGCGAGGUGUGCCAGAGCAGCGGGCAGGUGUGGAAGGAGCAGUUCCGGGUGAGGUGGCCCUCCCUGAUGAAGCACUACAGUCCCACCGACUACGUCAAUUGGUUAGAGGAAUAUAAAGUUCGGCAGAAAGCUGGGUUAGAGGCCCGGAAGAUUGUAGCCUCCUUCUCCAAACGGUUCUUUUCAGAGCACGUUCCUUGUAAUGGCUUCAGUGACAUUGAGAACCUUGAAGGCCCAGAGAUCUUUUUUGAGGAUGAGCUGGUAUGCAUCCUGAACAUGGAAGGAAGGAAAGCUUUAACCUGGAAAUACUACGCAAAGAAAAUUCUUUACUACCUGCGGCAGCAGAAAAUCCUCAAUAACCUCAAGGCUUUCCUGCAGCAGCCCGAUGACUACGAGUCCUAUCUUGAAGGUGCCGUUUACAUCGACCAGUACUGCAACCCGCUCUCCGACAUCAGCUUCAGAGACAUCCAGGCCCAAAUCCACAGCAUCGUGGAGCUCGUAUGCAAAACCCUCCGUGGUGUCAACAGUCGCCACCCCAGCCUGACCUUCAGGGCAGGUGAGUCCGCUAUGAUAAUGGAGAUAGAACUCCAGAGCCAAGUGCUGGACGCCAUCAACUACGUCCUGUACGACCAGCUCAAGUUCAAAGGGAACCGCAUGGACUACUACAACGCCUUGAACCUCUACAUGCACCAGGUGUUGACCCGCAGAACAGGAAUCCCCAUCAGCAUGUCUCUGCUCUACCUGACCAUCGCCCGGCAGCUGGGAGUCCCCCUGGAGCCUGUCAACUUCCCAAGCCACUUCCUGCUUCGGUGGUGCCAAGGGGCAGAAGGGGCAAACCUGGACAUCUUUGACUACAUCUACAUAGAUGCUUUUGGCAAGGGCAAGCAGCUGACUGUGAAGGAGUGUGAGUACCUGAUUGGCCAGCACGUGACGGCAGCACUCUACGGUGUGGUGAAUGUGAAGAAGGUGCUUCAGCGGAUGGUGGGCAACCUGCUGAGCCUGGGCAAGAGGGAAGGCAUUGACCAGUCCUACCAGCUCCUCAGAGACUCCUUGGACCUGUACCUGGCGAUGUACCCAGACCAGGUGCAGCUCCUGCUCCUCCAAGCCAGGCUCUACUUCCACCUGGGCAUCUGGCCAGAGAAGGUGCUUGACAUCCUCCAGCACAUCCAGACCCUUGACCCCGGGCAGCACGGGGCGGUGGGCUACCUAGUCCAGCACACGCUCGAGCACAUCGAGCGCAAGAAGGAGGAGGUGGGUGUGGAAGUGAAGCUGCGCUCCGAGGAGAAGCACAGGGAUGUCUGCUACUCCAUCGGCCUCGUUAUGAAGCACAAGAGGUACGGCUACAACUGUGUGAUCUACGGCUGGGACCCCACGUGCAUGAUGGGGCAUGAGUGGAUCCGAAACAUGAAUGUGCACAGUCUGCCUCACGGCCACCAUCAGCCCUUCUACAACGUGCUGGUGGAGGACGGCUCCUGCAGAUACGCAGCCCAAGAAAACCUGGAGUACAACGUGGAGCCUCAGGAGAUCUCGCACCCAGAUGUGGGGCGCUACUUCUCAGAGUUCACAGGUACACACUACAUCCCAAAUGCGGAGCUGGAGAUCCGGUACCCCGAGGACCUGGAGUUUGUGUACGAGACAGUGCAGAACAUUUACAGUGCAAAGGAGGACACGGCCGAGUAAACUCUGGGGGUGUCACCUCUGUGCUGCUGCUGCUGCCGCUGCUGCUACCUUCUAGGGGAACAGGAUUCCUGAAGGACGAGUGCUGCCCCUGGAGUCAGCACAGGACAGCCACGUCACCAGCAGCCUGGCUGCCUCCCCACUUUAGAUGGUGUGUGCUCCUCCAGCCACAGACAGCGUUGCUCUCCGCUACACUAGUGAACCAGUCGAAAGGCACCGUGUCCAGUGGCAUGGCUCGUCUGCUUGUCCCGUGGUGACAGUGUGUGACAUUCUGUCUUCAUGAGGUCUCACCGUCCACUCUGUCCUCUCACCCCCUUCCCAUCCCUGUCUCCAUCUACCUUGUGUCAGCGUCCCUCCCGCUGGACAGUCGGGGCCAUGUCUCCUCAUCUGGAACACAGGCCGCUGAGGGAGGGCCGCCGCCUCUGCCUUGUGCUGGGUUAUACUCGCAGGAAGGCGUGGAGUCGGGAGUCGGGAUGGUCACGGUUCGGUUUUUUGCUAAUACAGAAACACAGAUUUCAAGUGUUCCUUUUUUCUUUUUAAUUUAAAUUGGGAGAAGGACAGUAUCUCCCUCUCCUGCUGGGUCUGUGCACAUUUCUGCCUGUUGUGAGCUUCUGUCUUGUCCCAUUGGUUCUCUGAGCAGAUGUGCAGCAAUGGCCUUCCCGAGGGAAGCUCUCUCGUUCACCAGCUGCUCUUUCAAGAUGACUACUCCAUGUUUAACGUUAGGAAUCUUCUACAGGAUCACGAGUGGAUCUUAGGUUGCUCAUGGGCCCGCUUCAGUAGUAAGGCCUGCAUUUCGAAUGAAAAUUGCUCUUCAAACUUGUCCCUCCCAGUCCCCAAACCAAGAGAACAGGUCUGUUCUUCUGAUCAGGAGAAUGACCUGAGGAAGCCUCGCCCAGGGAGACAGGCUCUGUGUUCCCUGUCACUCCUUUGAGUCAUUUUGAGAGUGUUGGGCUUAUGGGAAGAGGAGUGCAUGCUUCGGGCUUUACGCUGUCAGUCUGAAGGCUCCAGGAUGAGAUCCUGACUCCUGGCUGAGGUCUAGCCUCAGGUCACCCCUGGCUUCUGCCUGAUGCUGUCCACAAGUGUGAAAGGACCAAGCCUUUACCAGAUCCUAGCGGGUGCCACCUGGUCCUCAGACAAGCAGUCCCUUAGGUAACUACCCAUCAGGCCAAUGACACGUCUGUCCUACAUUUAAAAUGCUGUCGCUCUAGUGAGCGGAGCUGUAGGGGGCUGCCUGCCAGCCUUGCCUGCCUGCCUGCCUUCCGCAUGUGUAUCCUCACACCGAUCCAAAUGCGCGCUCCCUCCUCCAUUGCCCUCCACCGUCCCGGGAUGACUGAGGCAGACCACUGAUGAGGCAGUCUCUAGAAGGAUGGGAAGCCUGAGACUCUUGUACUUGAAAAGGUUCCUGUCCAGUCUGUACCUCACCAGUCAGAACCAGUCAGAGGUGGGUUUGAACUUGCAUUUGGAAAUUUAGCUACUCAGAGCAUCUGCCUGAGGUCUGGGGAUUUUACACCUACUCAUUUAAAGGUGAGAAGCAACCCAGGAGGACUCGCAGGCUUGCAUCCCAGUAGCGAGCAGCUGUGGAGCAUGCUGGGAGUUGCCAUUGCUGGGUUUCUGCUUUGAUUUCCUUUUUUCUGUAGAGAAACGUCAAAGCUGAGAAAGAUGGCUUCCCUCCCUGACCCGACUGUAAAUAUGUACCUAGACUGUUUUUAAAUGUGUUUCUUCACGAAGGCUUCGUUUGGCUGAGGGAGCCUAUAUCACCGGUGUAAGUUGGUAUUUGGGCACUUUAUAUUUUUCUAAAAAUGUGUUUUGGAUCCUGUACUCUAAUAAAUCAUAAGUUUCUUUUUAAAGAUUUUUCCAAAA